UGAUAAAAUGUUCCCAGUGUAUGGGUUUGGAGCCAGGAUACCUCCGGACUAUAAAGUAUCUCAUGAUUUUGCAAUCAACUUUAAUGAAGAUAAUCCAGAAUGUGCAGGGAUUCAAGGGGUUGUGGAAGCAUAUCAGAAUUGUCUCCCAAAGCUUCAGCUUUAUGGACCAACCAACAUUGCUCCCAUCAUCCAAAAGGUGGCUAAAUCAGCAUCAGAAGAAACAAACACGAAGGAGGCAUCGCAAUAUUUCAUCUUGUUGAUUCUGACGGAUGGGGUCAUCACAGACAUGGCUGACACACGUGAAGCCAUUGUCCAUGCCUCUCACCUCCCCAUGUCGGUCAUCAUUGUUGGAGUCGGAAAUGCUGAUUUCAGUGACAUGCAGAUGCUUGAUGGGGACGAUGGCAUCCUGCGGUCUCCCAAGGGAGAACCAGUUCUACGAGACAUUGUUCAGUUUGUGCCAUUCAGAAACUUCAAACAUGCAUCCCCAGCUGCAUUAGCAAAAAGUGUUUUGGCUGAAGUUCCAAAUCAAGUGGUUGACUAUUAUAAUGGGAAAGCAAUUAAACCAAAAUGUAUGUCAGAAUAUGAGUCUUCCAGGACACUAGCUCCAUGAACUUCCCUACAUACUUGACAGAGUCCAGAAAUAAUACUAUUUAUAACUAUUGUAUUUAAAACAAAAAUAGCACGUUUUUGUGAUUUUUAAAUAAAUCCUCCCUUUUAUUUUUGCAUGUGUAGCCUAAAGGCUUAUAAGUAAAGAUUAAGCCAUUGUAUUGUUGAAGACUUUUUAUGAAAAAACAAACAACAUUAUUACUCUUUACAUUACAGCAUGUUAUCUUGAAAUGAAAAGUUAUCUGUAUCUGUUUUUUAUACUGGUUUGUUGAAAUUUUGCUAAAUUUCUUAUUAUCUUUACACUGUAAAGCAUUUUGAAACAUUUAUCGGAAGUUGAUAGCCAGAAUAUCUUUGGGUUUAUCUGCUAUGAAAUGAAAAGUUUUUUUCAAAAUGGCAGAUGCAUGGAUUGUAUUUGCAUGUUCCAAAAUAAAAACAACACAGUUUUGCAGUUGUGUUUCUUGCUACAAAGCUGUUUGUUCAAAUGUUUUCAUAAAGAAUUCCAUUUUCAGAUUAUGACAAUUCCUAUUACCAAAAUCUCUUCAAACUUUUUCAGGAAAUUAUACUUCAGACAUGAAUCUAAGAUAUGUAUAAUAAGCAUGACAAUUACUUACAUAAGAAAUGUGGCCAUACAUAACCAAGAGUAGGAGAUAAUGUAAAAUAAAACAAGGACUAAUGCACAAUAAGAGACAACAGUUAUUGCAAUAUUAUUUAAUGGUAGUGUUUACAUAUGUUAAACCAUGAUUUACUUGGAUAAACCACAGUGAAUGAUUAAGCUUUGAACACUAGUCUAUAAAACAUACUGGCUAAUUUCACAGAAACCACUAAAUCAAGCAACCAAGCAAAUGUGCAGCUUUUAGCCAGUAGAUCUUAUUUUAUAGCAUAGAUCUAACUCUUUCUUGAAUGCCUUUGACACAGCCAGGCAUUAAAAGAAUUACUUCUUAAUAGACUUUCUAUAAAAACCUGCAAUUCCUCUUUUCUAAAAUUAUGAGGGUACUAUAUUGCAGAAAAGCUACAAAUAAGACAAACUCAGUA
Molecule: messenger RNA, 1638 nt
Organism: Protobothrops mucrosquamatus (brown spotted pit viper)
Lineage: Eukaryota; Metazoa; Chordata; Lepidosauria; Squamata; Viperidae
Product: copine-4
Exons: 5
Biological process (GO): cellular response to calcium ion
Cellular component (GO): plasma membrane
Molecular function (GO): calcium-dependent phospholipid binding
Source: RefSeq, a predicted model, not a curated record